Ustilaginoidea virens is the source of this 1581-nucleotide messenger RNA. RefSeq lists its product as uncharacterized. Bases 1 to 1581 code for a protein of 526 amino acids. The record is from RefSeq and is a predicted model, not a curated record. Gene Ontology annotation, cellular component: membrane; mitochondrion. Lineage: Eukaryota; Fungi; Ascomycota; Sordariomycetes; Hypocreales; Clavicipitaceae. The transcript has a single exon. Gene Ontology annotation, molecular function: D-arabinono-1,4-lactone oxidase activity; FAD binding.
AUGCAUCCUCUGGUGGAAGCCGAGCUGCAGGGCCAGGGCCAGGGCCAAACCGCCCACGACGGGAUUCCGUUUCGCGCCAAAGCCCACCAUGUGCACCGCACCUGGGCAAGGACCUUCUCGUCCAUGCCCGAGCUGUACAUUCAGCCAGAGUCGCUGGCCGAGGUGGAAAAAACCGUCUCGCUUGCUCGCAAAUGUCGCCGGCGCAUCGUCACCACCGGCUGCGGCCACUCGCCCUCAAGCAUCACAUGCACGUCCAGCUGGAUGGUGAACCUGGACCGGUUCAGCAAGAUCCUCUCCGUCAACCCCGAAACCGGCGUCGUGGUCAUGCAAAGCGGGAUCCGCCUGUACGCGCUGUGCGAGGAGCUCGAGCGCCACGGUCUCGCCAUGCCCAACCUCGGCAGCAUCAACGAGCAGUCCAUUGCCGGCGCAAUCUCGACAGGCACCCACGGAAGCAGCCUGCGCCACGGCCUCAUGUCCGAGGACAUCUUGUCGCUCAAAAUCACCCUGUCCGACGGAAGCACCCGAGCCUGCUCGCCCGACUCGGAGCCGCGGCUGUUUCGCGCCGCCCUGCUCUCCCUCGGCGCGCUGGGAAUCAUCACCGAGCUGACGUUUCGCGCCGUGCCCGCCUUCUCCCUCAAAUGGAGCCAGACCAUCGACACGGACCUCGCGCUGUUCAGGUCCUGGUCGCUUGACCUGUGGGGCCAGAGCGACUUUGUCAGGGUCUGGUGGCUCCCUCACACCAGGAGGGCCGUGGUGUGGCGAGGAGACAAGACCGACGAGCCUGAGCGGGACCCCCCCGUGAGCUACUAUGAUGGGUCGCUGGGGUACUACGUCUACCACAACCUGCUCUUUGCCGCCCAGCUGGUCCCUCGGAUAUUGCCGUGGGUCGAAUGGUUCGUCUUCGGCAUGCAGUACGGCUUCGCCAAUGGCUCCAGCAGCUCCGGCGUCCAGCCUAGCCGAAAGGCGCUGCUGCUCAACUGCCUCUACUCGCAAUUCGUCAACGAAUGGGCCAUUCCGUUGCACAAGGGGCCCGAGGCUCUCCGGCGGCUCAGCUCCUGGCUCAACCGCCUCACCCCCGACGACCCCGACUACGUCCCCCACGGCAUCCCCUUCUCCGCCCAAGGGCUGUACGUCCACGCCCCGCUCGAAGUCCGCGUCAGCGACUCGACCCUGACGUCCCACCCUCGGCCGUAUCUGGAUCCGACCGUGCAAGACGGCCCGACGCUGUACCUCAACGCGACGCUGUACCGCCCGUACUGGCGCGACCCGCCCUGCCGCGACCGGUACUACCGAGCCUUUGAGUGGCUGAUGAAGGACCUGGGUGGCCGGCCCCACUGGGCCAAGAACUUUGACUCCUGCCGCCCGGACAUCGAGGCCAUGUACGGAAGCGACCUGGAGCGCUUCCGAGAGAUCCGCGACCAGGCCGACCCCGCGGGCAUGUUUGUCGGCCCCUGGCACAGAGAUCGCAUCAUGGCGGAUGCGGCGGGGUCCAAGCUCGAGCUGGAAGAGGUCGAAGUCUCACGCAAGAAGCUGAUGAGCGGCGGAAUCAUGUCCCACGGCUCCGUCUGCCAGGCUGGUUGA